Molecule: messenger RNA, 1507 nt
Organism: Acanthochromis polyacanthus (spiny chromis)
Lineage: Eukaryota; Metazoa; Chordata; Actinopteri; Pomacentridae
Product: olfactomedin-4-like
Exons: 5
Coding region: 1-1341 (446 amino acids)
Biological process (GO): signal transduction
Source: RefSeq, a predicted model, not a curated record
AUGGAGUCCCCAUCCAGAAGCCCUCCCAGGAACCACUCAGACUCCAAGAAGGCCGAACACUCCGAAGUGUUGUUGGUGCAGAAGAACAGACAGUCGGUCAGUUUUCCCAUCCGCAGCACGAAGUCGGAGAGAGGCGACCCUCUCAUUCUCUGGAGAGAACUCCAACUAACCGGCGCUCAGCCGGGGGCUUGCGAGUAUCCCCACACCUGUCCGGUAGCUCUUACCCUGGGCAUCUCCAGAAAAGGUGAGAAUCCAACCCCUCACCAGGAUUCUGGUUCCAGGACCCUUGCUGUGUGUGGAGGAUCACAGGGAAAUAAUCCAGUCAUAAAUAAAACUGAUGUUCUUGUCUCCCAGCUGACCCAGCUGAAGGCUGAGAUGGAGGAUCUGGAGCAGUUGGACUCCAUGGAGGUGGUGAAGGAACGAAGAAACAACCAUCGCCUGAGGACCAGCCUGAACCGGUGCCUGGACAAACAGAACGCCACAAUUGCUCCAAUCCAGCCUCCGUACGGUACAUGUUCUCAGGGUCUGCUGAAGAACGUCACCGGGCCAGUGGUCCAGACGGCCGGAGAGUAUCCGGGCUCGUAUCCGUACGGUUCCUGGGGUCGGGAUCCCAAACCAGAACCUGGGAAGGAACGCUGGUACUGGAUGGUUCCGAUGACCACCAGCAACAGAUACAAUAACUACGUCCGCCUCUACCACAGUCUGUACAAGCUCAUCGGAGGAGAAACCAACAUCGCUAACAUCCUGAUCUCCUCCUCCAACCCGACCACCAACACCAUCCAGGGUCCAAAUGUGGUUCUGUACGGAGGAUCUUUGUACUACAACUGUUACAACCAGCGUCAAGUUUGUCGAUUCCACCUGACCACCAAAACUGUGACCAACGUAGAUCUUCCUCAAGGCACCAGGUAUAACUCCAAGGGGAACUUCUGCCACCUGGAUGAGUGCUACCCGUACACCGACCUGGACCUGGCCACAGACGAGUCGGGCGUCUGGGUGGUCUACACCACCACCCAGAACUUUGGUAAUCUGGUUCUGUCCAAGCUGGAGGAGGGAGAACCGCCAAAGCUCAACCAAACCUGGCACACUUCGGUCUUCAAGCAGGGGGUGACCAACACCUUCAUGGCCUGUGGCGUGCUCUACGCUACACGCUACGUUAGCAAAAACGUGGAGGAGAUCUUCUACUCAUUCGACACGACCACAGGGAAGGAGAGGUUUGAUGUCGGCAUCUUCAUGAACAAGAUGGCCACCAACAUCCAGGCCCUGAACUACAGCCCUGUGGACCAGAUGCUCCACGCCUACUGUGACUCCAAAAUGGUGUCCUACAAGGUUCUGUUUGGGUAAACAGAUUGUUGUUUUUAAAAAACCGACAUUUAACUCUCAUCUCUGAUGUUAAUGAGGGGUCAGGAGGUGAUGCAUGAUCGAUUUAUCUGCCACAUUCUGAUUAUGUUCAUGUGGUUUCAUCUUUGUCUUUCACAGUUUUCAUUCAAUAAAUUCACUCCUUUCUGUU